This is a messenger RNA of Diprion similis, 1406 nucleotides long. It is a transcript of the gene Mul1, whose product is annotated as mitochondrial E3 ubiquitin protein ligase 1. Gene Ontology annotation, molecular function: ubiquitin-protein transferase activity. The transcript is spliced from 5 exons. Bases 237 to 1265 code for a protein of 342 amino acids. NCBI's taxonomy places the organism in Eukaryota, Metazoa, Arthropoda, Insecta, Hymenoptera, Diprionidae. The record is from RefSeq and is a predicted model, not a curated record. Gene Ontology annotation, biological process: organelle organization; protein ubiquitination.
AGAUACAUAAUCGAGCAGAAAAACCCAGGUGCAUGGGAGAAAAAAAAGGGGCCAACAUUUUUGGGUUAUAGGUCUGAACUUGAUUUCUGGUCUCGCAGGCUAGACUCAGAAUCUAGCGUAACCUGCGUGCACAUACAUAUCUGUAAAAAAAAAAUUACCGAAAUUAACUAGAAUGACAGACGUAAAAUUUGCAAUAUGAGCAACAGAAAUUUCAUAAAUGAAAACAUAACCUAAUCAUGGAGUAUUUAGGGGAAAUAAUUGCGCUCGGAGUAGAUGGAAUAAUUUUUGGUAUAUGUUUGAAGCAGUAUUAUCACUGUAAGAACGCUCUCACCGCCGUCAAGGGCGCAGAGUUUUACGAUGUCGGCACAGACCUUGGCAAGGUGCUCGAUGACACGCAGGGUCAAAAAUUGGAUUACGUAGCGAUAAGAGGAAUCGUCAAACCGCUUGGCGAGCCUCUCUGCAGUGUCAAAAACAAAAACCUAACAGGUGUCGUUCAGAAAUUAAGCAUCAAGGAACAUGUCGUCGCUCGAACCACAACGGGUUUCUGGUCAGAUCAAGAACGAACGAUACAAGAAGUCUACAACAACGUGCCAUUUGUAUUGCGACAUGGCAGUUAUAAUAUCGAAGUAGUCGAUGCACUGGCUGCGGAAAUACUAGAUAUGGACACAAUAUCGGAUCACUUUGAACCGAGCGUACCGACAUUCACAGAUCACCUUUGGGGUUUUUUCACAGGGGUUCGUCAAAGAGGUCUCCAGUCGACUGAGGAGAUGCUGAGAGAUGGAGCGAUUAUCACAGGCAUAGGAGAAUUGUCAAAAACGGUUGCUCGAUCCGGAAAUAUUAGAUUACAACCACCGCUCAAUGGGACACCCUAUUACCUAACCAGCAUGUCCGUCACCUCGCUUCUGAGAAAAUUGGAUGAACGAAGAAAAACAUAUUGGUGGUUGUGUGUGAUGUUUGGUGGUAUUGGCCUUCUGAUAGGCGGAAUAGUGGUGAGGAGAUACUGGAGAGAUAGAGAAGAAGAAAGAUUGGCCAAAGAAUUGCGAGAAUCGUUAGCUGCGUCGCGUAAAGAAAGAAGACAAAGAGUAAGAGACAGAGAUUUGCGAGAAGAUCAGAUCUGCGUUGUGUGUCGUUCGAAUCCGAAGGAAAUCAUUUUACUUCCAUGUGGGCACGUCUGUCUGUGUGAAGAUUGCGCCGAGGGUAUUAUCACUCAAUGCCCUGUCUGCAGAACUACCAUUUCGCAAAAAAAUCCCGCAUAUUUUAUAUAGUCAUUGAUAUUUUUGUGAAAAGCUGACAUAUACCAAUUUCGCCUGUAUAAAUAUCUUCUUUUUUUUUACAAUUAAAGACAUUUAGUUGGAGAAAACGAAACUAUUGAGUUUUUUUAAUUACCGUAACUAUCCAGAAGUCAG